CUGUUCGAGUUUAUCUCUCCAUCGAUAAGAAGAAGUCUUUGUUUUCUGACCCAACUUGGAUACAGAUAUGCUUUGCUCUAACAAUAUUCCAUUUGCCCUCAUCCACAUAAGCAACUCCCCACCAGCUUCUGAUCGGUAGCCCGUGAGCUCACCUCUUCUUCCUCCGAGCACAGAGCCAGCCAUGGAGCAAGCAAGGUAUUGGAUGAUAACGAGUAGGAAUCUGAACGAGAUGCCGUUCCUUAGCUCUCGGAUCCCUCCGCUUGGUGUCAGCUCUUCGUACGAUGCCGAGUCAUGGGAAGAACAGGCGUUCGCCAGAGACUCCGCAGGAGAUUUAGGAAGCUGCGUAUGGCCUCCCAGGUCGUAUUCGUGCAGCUUCUGCGGGCGAGAGUUCCGAUCAGCUCAAGCACUCGGUGGCCACAUGAACGUGCACCGGAGGGAUCGCGCCAUGCUCAAACACUCUCCGAGCCUCGAUUCCUGCACACCAACAGGCGCGGCAUGUCCGCCUCCGAUCGCCUCUCUGGAUCAGAGAGCUCUUGUCAACCCUAACCCUAAUUCAUCGUCUAUCUCUACUAGGGUUCCUGCUGCUGCAUCCAGACUGGAGUGGAAGGAACGCGACUCCAUAUCUCCCUUGUACUCCUCGUCUGUUGUCGGGGGGAACCGAAAGCGAUCGCUCUUCUCCACAACUCCAACCAGCACCGAAUCAGCAACUCUACAGCUAUUCUCUCUCCCAGAACUAAAUCUGCACAAGAGGAAUUCUCAAAGGUGGAAAGAUGAGGACGAUAGCGAUGACUACAACAGAUGCUGCAAGAGAGUUAGGAGAACCGACUCAGUGCAUCCCUUCCGUGUUCGACCAUCUUCUUCGGGGGAGACGCAACCGCUGCACCCUGAGGUCCUCAAACAUGAUCAUGGCCCCGUUGAAGAGUUGGAUCUUGAGCUUAGGCUUGGAGACAGCCCUCAGGUUAAACCUUUGUGCUUGGAUGAAGAUAGAUAGAUAAAUACAUAUCUUUCCCUCUUUGGUUCUUCCCAUCUUCCUUCACCAAAAUUUCUCGGAAUUGAUCUUGGAGUUUCUCGAAUGGAUGCCAUACGCUAGAAUGGUGUUACAACAACAUGUAGAAGAAGAAGAAAGAUGUCUCCAAAUAUUAAUUGUGUUGAUUUGCUCAGUAUAGCGCUCUGAAAAUUGUACCAAAACAGAUGGCAUUUGCACUACUGGUGAUUUCUCGUUCUUGACAAUAUGCUAUCACUUGCUUGCACA
Messenger RNA from Musa acuminata AAA Group (dessert banana), 1252 nucleotides. RefSeq names its product probable transcriptional regulator RABBIT EARS. The coding region runs from base 182 to 991 and encodes 269 amino acids. Lineage: Eukaryota; Viridiplantae; Streptophyta; Magnoliopsida; Zingiberales; Musaceae. The transcript has a single exon. The record is from RefSeq and is a predicted model, not a curated record.